Molecule: messenger RNA, 847 nt
Organism: Elaeis guineensis (African oil palm)
Lineage: Eukaryota; Viridiplantae; Streptophyta; Magnoliopsida; Arecales; Arecaceae
Source: RefSeq, a predicted model, not a curated record
UAUAUAUAUAUAUAUAUAUAUUUUUUUUUUUUUUCAUAUAUUUUAAAUUUUUGAUUUAAAUAUUGAAGGAUCUCUGUUAGAAUUAUCUCCGAUCAAAAAUUUAUUUUGUAGGUGGGAUCACCAAUACUCUUGCCAGGCUCAGUCUCACUCCGAUAAUUCUGGCCAUCAAACUUGCCGGACGGCUAAGAUGCCCCUCCCUGAUAUCCCAAUUGCCUAUAAAUUGUCGCGCACCGCCGGCUGCCUCCCCUGCUUCCAAAACCAAAACCCUGGAGAACGGGCGGAGAAAAAAGCCGUCCCCGAUCUGAGGUCAGGGUUUCACGAGGGACAAGCGUUGGCAGCGAUGACCUUCAAGCGUAGGAAUGGUGGCCGCAACAAGCAUGGCCGCGGCCAUGUCAACUUCAUCCGCUGCUCCAACUGCGGCAAAUGCUGCCCCAAGGAUAAGGCUAUCAAGAGGUUUCUUGUGAGGAAUAUUGUGGAGCAGGCUGCAGUGAGAGAUGUACAAGAGGCUUGUGUUUAUGAUGGAUACACUCUGCCGAAGCUUUAUGCCAAGAUGCAGUACUGCGUCUCGUGUGCCAUCCAUUCUCAUGUGGUCAGAGUCCGCUCUCGGGAGGCCAGGAGGAACCGUGAACCUCCACAGCGCUUCAGACGCAGGGAUGAUAUGGCGAGGCCUGGACAAGGCCCACGUCCUGCUGGAGCUGCUAAUUUGGGACGCCCAUGAUCGUUUUAAGCGCGGGGCCACGCCAACGGUGUUCUUUUUAGGCUUCUUGAACUCUCUCUUAAUAAGAGAUUUUGAACUUGUUUUAGAAGAAAUUGGUUCAAUUUUAAUGCGUUUUAUACUUUUAUGUGA